UUUGAGGCGUAGUUAAAACCUCUCUUCCUGUCAUUGAAUUAGAAAUCUAUAAUUGCUCAAUGCAUAAACCUUGAGUUUAUUAUCUUGAGUUUGGAUUUUUAUUCAUUUCUCUCUUGAUAUUAAGACUUCAUUAUCACUAAUAUCAUGCAUUUAGAUUUCUCCAUACAGUUAUUAAGUACUUUAAUAUGACAUGUGAAAGAAUAUUUGUAUCAGGAUGGGGGGGGUGAGGUUAUAUCGCCACCAUACUGUUAUAAACAAUACAGUAAGUCUUCCAUCUUAUACUUUGUGAAUUUUCUAGGUAAAACUAUUUUUAAUUCAGUGGAAUUAACUUCCGCGUUGCUGUAAGUGUUAGUUGGCUCUGACUGAAGGUGAACUCGUCGGUCUGGUUCUUCUGCCCAACCCCGAGUCACAUGACUUGGUGGUUUUAUGAGGUUAAAGUCUGGAGCCAAGCCUUUUUAAACUGCCAGUGUUAACUUAAUAUGAAAUAAUGAUCUAUAAUUGCUCAAUACAUAAACCUUGUCGUCUGUUUCUAGGAAUGGCCUGUGCUAACACUUCCUGGUCUGAAGAGAACUUUUUGAGUCACAGUUCUCACAUGUUGCUGCUCCACGCGAUCCCCACCAUACUUUUAUUAACAAUACAGUAAAUCUUCCAUCUUAUAAUUGGUGAAUUUUCUAGGUUGAACAUAUUUCAAUGCCGCAAAGAAGAGAAAACAUCAACGCAUUGAAGUAGCCUACACAGACGUGAAUGCACCAAAGUCUGAGUGUGUUCAUGGGGGCGGAGCCAAGGGUUAAGGGAGGAGCCAUGUGUUAGGGGAGGAGAGGACGUCAUAUUGAGGAAACGAAACCAAAGCAACCCACGUCGAAGCUGUUCAACCGUUCAGGAGAAAAAUAAAACGCAUUUUGGAACAAAAAGUCUGACUGUAAGAACAAGAAUGGCCUGUGCUAAGACUUCCUGGUCUGAAGAGAACUUUUCAUGUUCCAUCUGUCUGGAUGUGUUCAACAGUCCAGUUACCACCACAUGUGGACACAACUUCUGCAGAACCUGUAUUACAAAGUUCUGGGAUGAACAAGUCCAGUACAAAUGUCCUAUUUGCAACGAGAUUUUCCAUACAAGACCUGAUUUACGGGUCAAUACCUUCUUAUCAGAGCUGGCUGCUCAGUUUAGAACAACCGUACGAGUAAAAGAGCAGCCUUGUGUUGAACCAGGAGAAGUUCCCUGUGACGUCUGUACUGGGACCCAGCUGAAGGCUGUGAAGUCCUGCCUAAUGUGUUUUACCUCUUACUGCCAAACCCACCUGGAGCCACAUCAGAGAGUCGCUCGCCUGAAGAAACAUCGGCUGGUCGAGCCUAUGGACUGUCUGGAAGACAGGAUGUGUAAGAAACACGAACGACUUCUGGAGCUCUUCUGCCAGACUGAACAGGUGUGUGUGUGUCUGUUGUGCACAGUGACAGACCACAAGUCCCAUCCUGUUGUACCUCUAAAGGAGGAAUAUGAAGUGAAGACGGCCCUGCUGGGGAAGACGGUGAGUGACGUUCCGCAGAAGAUCCAGGAGAGAAAACAAAAGAUUAAGGAGAUCAAAGACACAGUGGAACUGAGCAACAAAGACGCAGACAGAGAGAUAGCCCAAGGUGGGCAGGUCUUCACUGCUCUGAUAGGCUGUGUUGAAAAGGGCCGGGAUGAAUUCAACCAAACGGUGAAAGAGAAACUGAAAUCCACAGUGAAACGAGCUGAAGACCUCAUCAAAGAGCUGGAGCAGGAAAUAGAAGAUCUGACCAAUAGAAGCUCAGAGGUGAAGCGGCUCUCACACACUGAAGACCACCUCCACUUCCUCCAGACCUUCAGAUCCCUGAAGGAUCCUCCACCCACCAGGGACUGGACCACGGUGGAGGUCCGACCUCCGUCAUACGUAGGGACCUUGAGGAGAUCCCUGGAUCAGCUGGAGGAGACACUGAACAUGGAGAUGAAGAAGCUGCCUGGUGAUUCUGAACUGAAGAGGGUCCAGCAGUAUGAAGUAGAUGUGACUCUGGAUCCUGAUACAGCUCAUCCCAGUCUCAUCCUGUCUGAGGAUGGGAAACAAGUACAUGAUGGAGAUGAAGAGAAGGAACUCCCAGACAACCCUAAGAGAUUUACAUACAAUACAUUUGUUCUCACGAGGCAGAGCUUCUCCUCAGGGAGAUUUUACUUUGAGGUCCAGGUUAAAGACAAGACUGGAUGGGGGUUAGGAGUGGCCAGAGAGUCCAUCGGCAGAAAAGGUGGGACAGUGCGGACCCCUGAGACGGGUUACUGGACUCUUUACUACGACAAGGAUGGGUUGUUAUUUAAUGAUAGCCCUCCUGUCCGUCUCCCACUGAGAGCUGAGCUCCAGAAGGUGGGGGUGUUUGUUGAUUAUGAUGAGGGUCUGCUCUCCUUCUAUGAUGUGGAAGCCAGGGUUCAUAUCUACUCUGCUACUGGCUGCACCUUCACUGAGCCUCUCUAUCCACUCCUCAGUCCACAUUUACAUGAAGAAGGUAGAAACUCUGCCCCCCUGAUCAUCUCACCUGUCAAUCAAACAGACUAGGACCUUUGUUUGAUAAUAAAAUAAUCAAACGACCAAAACAACUAAUGUUGUUUCCUGAAUUAGAAUAUAAUUAGAAUCUCUGCUAUUUGAAAUCUCGGAUAUUAAUGUCAUACUGCUGUCAUUUAACGAGGAGAAUAGUUGUGUAAUAUUGUGUAAUAUAACCCUAUAUAAAGGGUUAUAUUACACUCCAUUUAUGUGUCUGUUUUCCCUUUAUUUCUUUUACAUGUUUAAAGAUAUAAUUUUUUUUGCAGUUACGUGGAAAAUGUUCAGAGGAUUUAUGUGUAUGAAUAAUAAUUUGAAAAUGUAAUAUAUAUUUAAAUAUUGAAUGACAAAACAAUCCAAUGCCUUACACUUGUGAUUUUAAUAAAAAGAAAAGUCAAAUAUUAUAAUGUGCGGCCUUCAUUAUCAUUGUAAUGGAUCAUUUCAGGGGAAUAGAUCGACUGUGUAGACGCACCCAUUCUGCCGGAGAUGGAGAAGAGCAAUACAUUUCUUUCUGCUUCCGAUACGUUUUUGCGGGAGCCAAUCACCAAGCUGGCUUCUCCCCUGUGUCUGGUUUAACACAAUGACGACAGGGAAGCGACGGCAAGCAGCCAAUCGCGUACAGUCAGUUGAACUAGGCCCGUUGAUCACGCCAUGUGCUGAAGAACGGCAACUGACAGCAACUUCUUAAGACCAACGUGCAAUCUACGAUUGAGCUUGAUCUGGCAAUAGCCAGGCUAGGGAAUAGAUACAUUCCAGUCCAAUAGUGUUCAGUAUAAAUGCUGUUUCUGUAAUAAAAGAAGUGUAAUACAAAAAAUAAAAAAAAUGUACUUCUAAAACCCUUAUUUUGAUGAUUUCGAGAU
Messenger RNA from Gadus chalcogrammus (walleye pollock), 3399 nucleotides. RefSeq names its product E3 ubiquitin-protein ligase TRIM39-like. The transcript is spliced from 3 exons. NCBI's taxonomy places the organism in Eukaryota, Metazoa, Chordata, Actinopteri, Gadiformes, Gadidae. Bases 932 to 2557 code for a protein of 541 amino acids. The record is from RefSeq and is a predicted model, not a curated record. Gene Ontology annotation, molecular function: zinc ion binding; protein binding.